CGCCGGCGCGCGGGCGGUCGGGUGGGCGAGCGGCGGGGGCGUCAUGGCGGACCAGCUCUACCUCGACAACAUCGACGAGUUCGUCGUGGACCAGAACAAGAUCGUGACGUACAAGUGGCUGAGCUAUACCUUAGGGGUGCACGUCAACCAGGCCAAGCAGAUGCUGUACGAUUACGUCGAAAGGAGGCGGAAGGAGAAUUCCGGAGCCCGGCUGCACGUCACGUAUUUGGUGUCCGGCAAUCUCGUUGAGAACGGAAGCGCCUGCCACAAGGUCGCGGUAGUUAGAGAAGAGAAACUGGAGGCGAUGAAGUCCAAGCUAGCCGUGACUGCCAGCAUCCAUGUCUACAGCAUCCAGAGAGCAGCGCUCAAGGACAGUGGGCCUCUGUUCAACACCGACUACGACGUCCUUAAAAGCAAUCUGCACGACUGCAGCAAGUUUAGCGCCAUUCGGUGCGCGGCUGCCGUCCCCCGGGUCCGGGCGGAGGAUUCCCCCGAGAAGCCGGAACGGGCCCCCCCGCGCACGUCGAGCGAAGCGCCUCCUGUCAACGGGCUCCCCUCAAACGGCCACGGCCCGGCUACCGCCAAGCCGGCCUCCCACCCGCCUAAAGGGAUCAUGGGGAUGUUUGCCACCAAAGCGGUUUCCAAACCCCAGGACGCCACUAAGGAGACCAAAACGGAAGCGAAGGAAGCGGCAAAUACGUCGUCGACAACCGGCAAGCCGCCGGGGAAAGGGAACGUGAUGAGCAACUUCUUUGGGAAAGCUGCAAAUGGGUAACUGAGGGUCGACGCCGACUUAAACCAGAAGGGCAAGGAGGAGAAGACGACAGCCCAGCCCCCGGUCGUCGAAACCGAAGCCAGACGUCCUCCCGCUACCGGCCCGGAGAAACCCCGCUUGAAAACGGAACCCGUUAAAACGCAGCAGAAGGAGAAGAGGAGCACUCGAGAGAAACGGCCCCAGAUUUCAGAUGGGGAGGCUAAGGAAGAUGAAAACAAGAAGAAGAAGAGACGGAGGAUUAAACUUCCCGAGUCUGACAGCAGCGAAGAUGAGGCUGUGCCAGACUCUCCCGGGGCUCAUGAAGCCGAGUUACCACCUUCACCCCCUCCUCCUCUGCCUCUGAAGAGCGAACCGGAACCUCUUUGCAUCAAGAUCUCGAGUGGGGAGAAGAAAAGAAAACGGAAGCGGGUGCUGAAAUCGAGAAUGUUUACGGAUGAGGAAGGCUGCAUGGUGACGGAAAAGGUUUACGAGAGCGAAUCCUGCACGGAUAGCGAAGGAGAAGCGUGUAAGCCCAAAGCAGCCGUUACGCCCAGACCCCCCGCAGCGGCCGUGAAGGAGGAGCCCAAGGAAGAACGGAAGAACGUCAAGAAAGGGCCGACCGCCCCGGGGAAGGCCAACAGACAGGCGUCCAUCAUGGGCUUCUUCCAGAAGAAAUGAGGGGGCCGGUCUCGCUGGGCCGGUGGCUUGGAGCUCUUCCCCACCGACAGGAGCUCUGAAAUCCAUCUGCAUCCGAGGGGGCGGCAGAAGGAGUCCGCUGGGAAUUCUUACUUACUGUGUAAGUAAGUUCCCAGCCUCCUCGACCUUUCUUUCCCUUCAGAGACCGUUCUUUCAGCGUGGGGAGGUUUAUGCCGUUCUGUGGAAGCUGGAAGCGAAGACAACUGGACACCAAACAAUUCUGUUAUCUUCUGAGCACACCUUUUUUUAUUUGAUUUUGUUUUUUAAACUUUCCCACUGUCCUGAGAGUAGAGCCUGUUUCAACAGCAGCCAGGAAUUCUAGAAUUAAAGAGCUAUUUAGUGGUACGUGCGGGCCCCCUCCUGAUCUCUCCACCCUCUGACAGCCCCCCAUUCCACGUUGAGGUGCGAGGUCACAUCGGCUGAGCACUGUCCUCUCGCGCGGCCUUGGCAAGCCUUCCACACCCACCUCUUCUUCAUCGCCGCCUCGGAAAGGACACGUCGGGUUUUGCGCUCCGCGUCCCGAUCCCCUUUGCUCGACCACGCGCGGCGACUCCUGUCAGAACAGAAGAACGCUCCUGUCCUCGGUCCCGUUCAGAAGGGAGGUUUUCCAGAUCUUCCCUCGUAAUCUGUGACGAGGCAGUUGAAGCACAGAUGGGGGAAGGUAAAUGUCGACCCUCAGGGCGGAUGGGUUGGCGUGAGGCAGAUUUCUGAAGGCGAUUAUUAGCCGGAACCGGGAAGACCGGGAAAGGAACGCUUUCUUGUGUCGAAGGCGGAAAAGCCGUCGGUUCGGAAGCGCAGCUUCCCAGGGCGGGGGGCGGAGGCCUGUACUCCGGGGGGCAAGGUUACGCGGCUGUGGCGCUCCACGGCCCUCAUUGCUAACCCUUUGGUAGCCCCCCCGGGAACGCAGAGGGCACUCAAAGUCAAGUGAAAGGUGAGAGGUGAAGGUCAGCCCUUUGAACUCACUUUAUUUGUAUUGUCGAAGACACCCCGCUCCACGGGGUAAAUUGAGGACACCGAUUCCGCCGGGCCUGUCGGUAGCCGCGGUCUUCGCGCCUCACCCCCGGAAGGAAGCCGGGCCGCGGGCUGAGCAACCCGUCCCGUCCACGGCGGCCGUCUCGCACGUCUCCAGAAGCAGACGUCGUCCGAGGCGGUCCGAUUUGCUGCUCUGGCUUCCUAGGAGGAUCGAUGGUUAAAUCAGCUGCCUACUAGUGAAAGUUAGGCUCGUACCUCACCCUCGGUUCAGAGAUGAGCUUCGGUUUUUGCCCUCCCCCAAGAUUCCCAGUCAGAUUGGGUCCGGCCCGGGGGCUGGUGGUGUUCCCGCCUGAUCAGCCGUGAGGAGGUAAGAUGGAGCUCGAGAACGGAAGUCAGCAGAGGCGAUUGAGGAAGGGUGAGGCGCGAACGUUCGUGAGUCUGAUUUGGCGGAAACUGGCAUCCAUUGGAAAAUGUUUCAAAAAAAGGCGAGCGACGUGAUCUCUGUCUCAUAAAAGAAAAAGAACCCCG
Molecule: messenger RNA, 2950 nt
Organism: Ornithorhynchus anatinus (platypus)
Lineage: Eukaryota; Metazoa; Chordata; Mammalia; Monotremata; Ornithorhynchidae
Gene: POLD3
Product: DNA polymerase delta 3, accessory subunit
Biological process (GO): DNA replication; nucleotide-excision repair, DNA gap filling; DNA synthesis involved in UV-damage excision repair
Cellular component (GO): nucleus; delta DNA polymerase complex
Molecular function (GO): DNA-directed DNA polymerase activity
Source: RefSeq, a predicted model, not a curated record